AGCGUGCAGGACGGGCAAGGAGGGUGGGGGGCGGCGGAGUCUCCUGCGGACACCGCCCGCUCCCGAGCUUCUGUCAGGGGAGCUGGGCGUGCGGAGGCGGCUGAGGAGGCGGGAAGGCGGCAGUGGUUGAAGGGGUGAUUGCUGACUAGCGGGGAGGGAGUGGGCAGCGAUGGUGAUGGCGGCGAAGAAGGGCCCGGGCCCGGGCGGCGGGGUCAGCGGGGGCAAGGCGGAGGCGGAGGCGGCCUCGGAGGUGUGGUGCCGUCGGGUGCGGGAGCUGGGUGGCUGCAGCCAGGCCGGGAAUCGCCACUGCUUCGAGUGCGCCCAGCGCGGGGUCACCUACGUGGAUAUCACCGUGGGCAGCUUCGUGUGCACCACCUGCUCCGGCCUCCUGAGAGGGCUGAAUCCCCCUCAUCGUGUCAAGUCAAUCUCCAUGACAACUUUCACUGAGCCUGAAGUAGUAUUCCUGCAAUCCCGUGGAAAUGAGGUUUGCCGGAAGAUUUGGCUGGGUCUAUUUGAUGCUCGGACAUCUUUAGUACCAGAUUCCAGGGAUCCUCAGAAAGUGAAGGAGUUUCUCCAGGAAAAAUAUGAGAAGAAGAGAUGGUAUGUCCCCCCAGACCAAGUCAAGGGGCCCGCUUAUACCAAAGGCAGUGCCUCCACCCCUGUGCAGGGCUCCAUCCCAGAAGGAAAGCCCCUUCGGACACUUCUGGGUGAUCCUGCAUCGUCUCUCUCAGUUGCUGCCUCCACCUCGAGCCAGCCCGUCAGUCAGUCUCACGCUCGGACAUCCCAGGCCCGGAGCACUCAGCCACCUCCCCACUCCUCUGUCAAAAAAGCCAGUACUGACCUGCUGGCUGACAUUGGUGGAGACCCCUUUGCUGCACCCCAGACGGCACCAGCUUUUGCUGCAUUCCCUGCCUUUGGGGGUCAGACACCUUCCCACGGGGGCUUUGCCAACUUUGAUGCCUUCAGCAGUGGCCCCAGCCCUUCUGUGUUCGGAAGCCUCCCUCCAGCUGGUCAAGCCCCGUUCCAGGCCCAGCCAACUCCUGCGGGGAGCAGCCAGGGGACUCCAUUUGGUGCCGUUCCACUGGCACCCACCAGUCAGCCAAACAGCCUCACAGACGUGGGCAGCUUCCUGGGACCCGGGGUGCCCACUGCAGGUGUUCCUAGCAGCCUUUUCGGGAUGGCCGGCCAGGUCCCCCCACUCCAGUCUGUCACGAUGGGCAGCAGCAGCAGCACAGGGCUGGCCUUUGGAGCCUUCACCAACCCUUUUGCAGCUCCCGCCGCCCAGCCCCCACUGCCUUCCACCAACCCAUUCCAGCCCAAUGGCUUGGCGCCAGGGCCAGGCUUUGGGAUGAGCAGUGCUGGGCCUGGCUUCCCCCAGGCAGUGCCACCCACCGGGGCCUUUGCCAGCUCCUUCCCAGCACCGCUGUUCCCCCCGCAGACCCCGCUGGCUCAGCAGCAGAAUGGCUCUUCCUUCGGGGACUUAGGAUCAGCCAAGUUGGGGCAGAGGCCACUGAGCCAGCCAGUUGGGAUCUCCACCAACCCCUUCAUGACUGGACCUUCAUCAAGCCCAUUCGCCUCCAAGCCUCCAACCACCAACCCCUUCUUGUAGCACUGUGUUUUUGGGGGACCUCUUCCCUGCCUUCUGGGGCCCUCUGCUCCCUAGAGCUCUGGUGACCACUUACCUGUGGGCGUUUCUAUGGGCCUUGGGGAUGGUGGAGGUGCUAAUGCUUUGCUUGGGGCCUACAGGUGAAAGGUGGCUGUCCUCAGAUUCCACAAAACCUCUGCUCCCCUCCCUCGUCCCACCCCCACCCAGGCAGGAAGCCCAGGAGGAGUGCGGGCAGGGCCUGGCCUGGAGGAGUGAUAGUUGAGGGGAGGGAUUUUUUUCAAAUG
Messenger RNA from Mandrillus leucophaeus (drill), 1890 nucleotides. It is a transcript of the gene AGFG2, whose product is annotated as ArfGAP with FG repeats 2. Gene Ontology annotation, molecular function: GTPase activator activity. NCBI's taxonomy places the organism in Eukaryota, Metazoa, Chordata, Mammalia, Primates, Cercopithecidae. The record is from RefSeq and is a predicted model, not a curated record. The transcript has 12 exons. Bases 170 to 1609 code for a protein of 479 amino acids.